AUGCUUCAUGAAGUCGUAAAGGUUACAAAAGACGACGGAACCGAUUUGGCAGCUACAGACGAAUUAGCACCUGUUAAUAAUUUGCUGCAUUCGAUGUUUAAACCUUUACUCAAUUACGGGCCGGAUGCAAAGGAUUCGCAUCUAAGUAGUGCCCUCUGGUAUGGGGACACAUCUUCAAAAAUGGAUAUUUUGGGUGCUGCAAAUAACGGAUACAAAAUAAGAAAAGAAUUUGCCGCCGGUAGUAAACAUAUUGAUCUUAUCGGACACUUACGCGGAGAUAUUUUUAAUCAGCAAAAAUUUUUGCACAAUGGCGUAGAUUUAAGAGUGAAAAUAGAAGGUGAAAAUAAAUCCAUCGGUAAUGUUAUCGUUAACGAAUGUUUUGGAAAAAACAACAGCAAAGUAUCCAAUUACCAGAACGGAAAUAAAAGACAAUUACCAAAACGAGUCAUAAUAGGAUUUGUCACCAAUAAGGCUUUUAAUGGACAUUACAAGUUUAACCCCUUCAACUUUCAACAUUUCAACAUGAACUUUUUUGCUCUCUACGUCGACGGUAAUCAACUACCAUCUAAACCACUCCAGCCUGAUUUUGGGGCCGACAACAAACUUUUUGUUAAUAUGUAUCACACUUUGUUUUCUGGUACUGGUAUACAUUUUUUAAAUGAAGGUAAUGGAAUAAGUCGGCAGCGUUAUGACGGUGGUUCUACGCUGAUAGCUUUCGACUUAACACCUGAUUUAUUGGCAAGUUCUACCUCUCACUGGAAUCUAGUCAAGAGCGUUAAUCUACGCAUAGAAGUUGGUUUUAAAGAAGCUUUGAACGAGACAGUAUAUAUAAAUAUUGUGAUAGAUUAUAGCAUCCGCGCCGUCCUCCCGCGCCGCCGCCCGUCCCGCCGCGCCGUCGCCCGUCUCGCCGCGCCCGAGGAGAGCCACUACCCGCAGCCGAGUCCCUACCUAGUGCACUAA
Molecule: messenger RNA, 960 nt
Organism: Zophobas morio
Lineage: Eukaryota; Metazoa; Arthropoda; Insecta; Coleoptera; Tenebrionidae
Exons: 5
Coding region: 1-960 (319 amino acids)
Source: RefSeq, a predicted model, not a curated record